Messenger RNA from Pectinophora gossypiella (pink bollworm), 513 nucleotides. Its product is annotated as zinc finger protein 593 homolog. Gene Ontology annotation, molecular function: nucleic acid binding; zinc ion binding. The record is from RefSeq and is a predicted model, not a curated record. The transcript has 2 exons. The coding region runs from base 55 to 513 and encodes 152 amino acids. Lineage: Eukaryota; Metazoa; Arthropoda; Insecta; Lepidoptera; Gelechiidae.
UGUCAGCUGUCGCUGCGCGUGUUGAUCUUUUUCGUUCAAUUUUUCGCUUUUAUUAUGCCUGGCGGAUACAAACGUAAAAAAUAUCACAAUGGUGACACUCAUCUGAAAAGACGGUGGAGAGUGCGAAACAGGAAGAAGGAUCUUGAUGAGAUUGACGAAGACUUACAGGAAGAAAAAGCUGAGAAAUUGCUAAACCAGAGCGUAGACUUGGACUUACCUGGUGCGGCGCAACAUUACUGCCUCCAUUGCGCGCGAUACUUCAUCGACGAUCGCUCACUACAGGAACAUUUUAGGACGAAAGUUCACAAGCGAAGGUUGAAGGCUUUAGAGUUAGAACCUUACUCCAUAGAAGAGUCCGAGAGAGCCGCGGGUCACGGCAACUUCAAAGCUCCAACCAAGAGGAAGAUCGUCACACAGAACACCAAGACUGACAUCACAGACCAAGACGGCGAUGCCAUUAUAGACGAAGUGAGUCCAAACAAGAAAAAGAAAGUUGACGAAGAUGCUACGUAA